Molecule: messenger RNA, 4571 nt
Organism: Oncorhynchus nerka (sockeye salmon)
Lineage: Eukaryota; Metazoa; Chordata; Actinopteri; Salmoniformes; Salmonidae
Product: NLR family CARD domain-containing protein 3-like
Exons: 10
Coding region: 1152-4451 (1099 amino acids)
Biological process (GO): intracellular signal transduction
Molecular function (GO): protein binding
Source: RefSeq, a predicted model, not a curated record
CAUCACACUGUGAGUGUUGCUUUACCUCUCUACAUCACACUGUGAGUGUUGCUAUACCUCUCCAUCACACUGUGAGUGUUGCUUUACCUCUCUCCAUCACACUGUGAGUGUUGCUUUACCUCUCCCCAUCACACUGUGAGUGUUGCUUUACCUCUCUAUCACACUGUGAGUGUUGCUUUACCUCUCUCCAUCACACUGUGAGUGUUGCUUUACCACAGCUUUCCACCUUUGAUUGUUACUAGCAGGCUUCUUUGUAAUCAACUUGUCUGACAGGGAAAAUGAUGUGAAGAUGUGUCUGCCUUUGUCCAUGUCAGGCUCCAAAUGACUCAAAAUCACAGUCUCAGACAGUCAGCCACUGGCCUGGUUUCAUUUCCCCAGACAUGGAAAGACAUUGAGCAAGUCUGUGACUAACCAGAACUGAAGUCACAUGCACCAUGAUCAGUUUCUAUCUGGUUUCUAUUGGCCAUUCAUCCAUUGACGACAGAAUAUCAGAUUUUAAUUUGAUUGUGUUAUUAGUUUCUGCUUAGUUGCAGAUCAAUGCUGCUGCUGGGGUCCUGUGAUUAAUACCUGGACAACACUGAUGUUGAUCAAUGCUGCUGUAGGGGUCCUGUGAUUAAUACCUGGACAACACUGAUGUUGAUCAAUGCUGCUGCUGUAGGGGUCCUGUGAUUAAUACCUGGACAACACUGAUGUUGAUCAAUGCUGCUGUAGGGGUCCUGUGAUUAAUACCUGGACAACACUGAUGUUGAUCAAUGCUGCUGUAGGGGUCCUGUGAUUAAUACCUGGACAACACUGAUGUUGAUCAAUGCUGCUGGGGUCCUGUGAUUAAUACCUGGACAACACUGAUGUUGAUCAAUGCUGCUGCUGUAGGGGUCCUGUGAUUAAUACCUGGACAACACUGAUGUUGAUCAAUGCUGCUGUAGGGGUCCUGUGAUUAAUACCUGGACAACACUGAUGUUGAUCAAUGCUGCUGUAGGGGUCCUGUGAUUAAUACCUGGACAACACUGAUGUUGAUCAAUGCUGCUGCUGUAGGGGUCCUGUGAUUAAUACCUGGACAACACUGAUGUUGUUGAAGAAAAAGUGAACUUUGGAAAUUAAGCUGCACCUCCUGAAUGAUGAGAGUUAUUUGAUGAAGGGGACAGUUCUCUAAAAUGAGUCUCUCUGGAGCGAGAAAGAAGGGGGGCCCUGCCUCUAAAAUGAGUCUCUCUGAGGAGAGAGAGGAGGGGGACCCUGCCUCUAAAAUGAGUCUCUCUGAGGAGAGAGAGGAGGGGGACCCUGCCUCUAAAAUGAGACUCUCUAGGGAACAUGACACCAAAGCUAAGAGACCAAUCAAGCAGGAGAGACCAGCCUCCCCUGUUCCCAGCUGUGUGUCCAUGAAGAGUGACUGGUCUAUGGAUCCUCCUCUAAACUUUAGAGAGGGAGACUUUUCUACUGAACAAAGAAACCAACAGGAGAGAUCAGAGUCAGAGAUUCUCAGUGGUCAGUCUUCCCAGAGUCAUCAAGCAGACCUGGCCUCCAUAUUCAGUUUGCUUGAAGAGAAAAUUAUGACAUUUGUGAAGAACGAGCUGAAGAUGUUCAAGAGGAUUCUUAGUCCAGAAUUCCCACAAGGCUUUGAGAGUCAGAAACAGGAUAAGGAAGUGGUGGAUGCUGAAGAUGAGAAGCAGGAGAGCAGUGCCAGAGAGGGGGCUCUGAAGAUCACACUGCACAUCCUGAGGAAAAUGAACCAGAAGGAGCUUGCUGACACACUGGAGAAAUAUUCAGAUGAGCUUGCUGUGAUUUGCCAACGUGAACUCAAAUCUAAUCUAAAGAAGAAGUUUCAAUGUGUAUUUGAGGGGAUCGCUAAACAAGGAAACCCAACACUUCUCAAUAAGAUCUACACAGAGCUCUACAUCACAGAGGGUGGAACAGGAGAGGUCAAUAAUGAACAUGAGCUGCGACAGAUUGAGACAACAACCAGGAAACAAGCAAGACCAGAGACUGCAAUCAAAUGUAACGACAUCUUCAAACCCUUAACUGAACAAGACAAACCUAUCAGAACUGUGCUGACAAAGGGAGUUGCUGGCAUUGGAAAAACAGUCUCUGUGCAGAAGUUCAUUCUGGACUGGGCUGAAGGAAAAGCUAAUCAGGAUGUCCAAUUUGUAUUUUCAUUCCCUUUUCGGGAGCUGAAUUUGAUGAAAGGGGACAAACACACUUUGUUUGAACUUCUCAAUCACUUCUCAAUGGAAACCAAACAAUCAGGAAUCUCCAACUACAACAAGUACAAAGUUCUGUUCAUCUUUGAUGGUCUGGAUGAGUGCCGACUGCCCCUAGACUUCCAGAAUAACAAGAUCUGUUGGGACGUCACAGAGUCAACCUCAGUGGAUGUUCUGCUGACAAAUCUCAUCAAGGGAAAUCUGCUUCCCUCUGCUCUCCUCUGGAUAACUACCCGACCUGCAGCAGCCAAUAAGAUCCCUUCAGUGUGUGUUGACCAGGUGACGGAGGUACGAGGGUUCAAUGACCCGCAGAAGGAGGAGUACUUCAGGAAGAGAUUCAGUGAUGAGGACCUGGCCAGCAGAAUCAUCUCACACAUAAAGACAUCCAGGAGCCUCCACAUCAUGUGCCACAUUCCAGUCUUCUGUUGGAUUUCUGCAACAGUCCUUGAACACAUGUUGGAACAUAAGAGAGAAGAGAUGCCCAAGACUCUGACUGAGAUGUACACACACCUUGUGGAGUUUCAUACCGAACAGAAGAAUGAAAAGUAUCUUGGGAAAGAAGAGACAGGUCCACACUGGAAUAAAGAGAGCAUUCUGUCACUGGGAAAACUGGCUUUUCAACAGCUUGUGAAUGGCAAUCUGAUUUUCUAUGAAGAAGACCUGGAGGAGGCUGGCAUUGAUGUCAAUGAAGCCUCAGUGUACUCAGGAUUGUGCACACAGCUCUUUAAAGAGGAAUGUGGGCUGUACCAGGACAAGGUGUACUGCUUUGUUCAUCUGAGCAUUCAGGAGUUUCUGGCUGCUGUAUAUGUGUUCCUCUCAUUCAUCAACAACAAUGAGAAUCUAAUGGAUGAACUGCAAACAAACGACGAGCCUGAAGUUACUUUCUAUAAGAGUGCUGUGGAUAAAGCCUUACAAAGCGAGACAGGAAACCUGGACCUUUUCCUCCGCUUCCUUCUGGGCCUCUCACUGGAGUCCAAUCAGAAGCACUUACGAGGUCUACUGACAAAGACAAGAAGCAGCUCACAGAGCCAUGAAGAAACAGUCGAGUACAUCAAGAAGAAGAUCAGGGAGGAUCUCUCUCCAGAGAGGAGCAUCAAUCUGUUCCACUGUCUGAAUGAACUGAAUGACCAUUCUCUAGUGAAGGAGAUCCAAAGCUACCUGAGAUCAGGAAGUCUCUCAAAACCCAAACUGUCACCUGGACAGUGGUCAGCUCUGGUCUUUGUGUUGCUGACUUCAGAAAAGGAGCUGGAUGUGUUUGACCUGAAGAAAUACUCCAGAUCAGAGGAAGGUCUUCUGAGGCUGCUGCCAGUGGUCAAAGCCUCCAGAGCUGCUCUGCUGUCAGGCUGUCUAGUCACAGAGGAAGGCUGUGCUUCUCUGGUCUCAGCUCUGGAGUCAAACCCCUCACACCUGAGAGAGCUGGAUCUGAGUAACAAUGACCUGAAGGAUUCAGGAGUGAAGCUGCUCUCUGCUGGACUGGGGAAUCCCCACUGUAAACUGGAGACUCUGAGGCUGUCAGGCUGUCUAGUCACAGAGGAAGGCUGUGCUUCUCUGGUCUCAGCUCUGAGGUCAAACCCCUCACACCUGAGAGAGCUGGACCUGAGCUACAAUCACCCAGGAGACUCAGGAGUCAGACUGCUCUCUGCUGGACUGGAGGAUCCACACUGCAGACUGGAGAAACUCAAUGUGGAACAUGGUGGAGAGAACAGAAUGAAACCUGGACUUAGAAAAUAUGUCUGUGAUCUCACACUGGACCCAAACACAGUAAACAGACGCCUCUCUCUGUCUGAGGAGAACAGAAAGGUGACAUGUAGGAGAGAGAAGCAGCCGUAUCCUGAUCACCCAGAGAGAUUUGAGGUCUGUAGACAGGUGCUGUGUAGAGAGGGUCUGACUGGGCGCUGUUACUGGGAGGUAGAGUGGAGUGGAAGAUUUGCUGGUAUAGGAGUGACAUAUAAAGGAAUCAGCAGGAGAGGAAGGGGUAAUGACUGUUGUCUUGGAUGGAAUGACAAGUCCUGGAGUCUGUUCUGCUCUGACAACCGUUACUCUGCCUGUCACAAUAAUAAACCCACUACCAUAGACGUCCCCUCCUCCAGCUCCCACAGAGUAGGAGUGUAUCUGGACUGGCCAGCCGGCACUCUGUCCUUCUAUAGAGCCUCCUCUGACACACUGACCCACCUGAUCACAUUCACCUCCACAUUCACUGAGCCCCUCUAUCCAGGGUUUAGGGUUUGGGGUGAUGGUGACUCAGUGUCCCUAAAAUAACAUGACACACACACACACACACAAUAAUAACCUGUAAAUAAUACACACACUGGACUCACACACACACUGGACUCACACACACACUGGACUCACACACACACUGGACUCACACACACACAU